AUGAUCUCCCACAAACUCUGCUGCUGCGUCUCCAUUCUCGUCGCCCCCUUCCUUGCACAGCUCGCCUCCGGCGACGUGCUGUGGCAAGAAUGCGACAACAGCCGGAACUACACGGCGAACAGCGGCUUCCAAUCAAACCUAAAGCAGCUCUCCACCACCCUCCCCACUGAAUCCUCCUCAUCUCCCACCCUCUUCGCUACCGCCGCCGUAGGUGCCAUCCCGGACACCGCGUACGCGCUCUCGCUCUGCCGUGGCGACACCACCAACGCCUCCGCCUGCGGCGACUGCGUCGCCAACGCCUUCCGGGACGCGCAGCAGGUGUGCUCGUACAACAUGGACGUGACCAUCUACUACGACCCCUGCUACCUCCGCUUCUCCAACCAGAACUUCCUGACUUCCAUCGACAACACCAAACGGCACAUCAUGCCCAAUGGCGAGAACGUGACGUCGCCGGCCGCAACGUUCGACGCCGCCGUGGGUGUUCUCCUUGCUGCUGUCGCGGACUACGCAGCGUUGAACUCAUCCAGGCGGUUUGGCACAGGGGUAGAGGACCUCGACGUGAGCACCCCGAGAAUCUAUGCGAUGGCGCAGUGCACGCCGGACAUGGCACCGGCCGAUUGCCGGAGCUGCCUGGAGGGAAUAGUAAGUGUGAUGCCGAAGCACUUCAGCAGGCGGCAGGGAGGAAGGAUCCUGGGUUUACGGUGCAACUACAGGUUUGAGCUAUAUCCUCCAUUCUCGGACAGUCCGCUUCUACACCUCCCAGCACCGGCCUCGGGCGUGACACCCUCGGUAGAUGGAGAUGGAGAUUCUGGAAACUGGGAAAGCGUUCCAAACAUCAAUUUACCCAUGCUAGAUUUGUCAGCACUGGAAGUUGCAACAGAGAACUUUUCAGAAGGAAAUAAGCUUGGUGAAGGAGGGUUUGGUGCCGUUUACAAGGGAUCCCUUGCUGAUGGCCAAGAGAUAGCAGUGAAGAGACUCUCACAAGGUUCAGCACAAGGAAUAGCAGAGCUAAAAACUGAGCUGGUAUUGGUUGCUAAGCUUCAGCACAAAAACCUUGUGAGGCUUAUCGGCGUUUGUUUGGAAGAACACGAGAAGCUCGUUAUCUACGAAUACAUGCCCAAUAGAAGCCUUGACACGAUCCUCUUUGAUCCUGAGAGGAGCAAGCAUCUUGAUUGGGGGAAGAGGUUCAAGAUAAUAAAUGGGAUUGCCAGAGGUUUGCAAUACGUUCAUGAAGAUUCUCAGUUGAAAAUAAUCCACAGAGACCUCAAAGCAAGCAAUGUUCUGUUAGACUCAGAUUUGAAUCCAAAGAUUUCAGACUUCGGUUUGGCGAGGUUGUUUGAAGGGGAUCAAUCAAAGGAUGUCACAAACAGAGUUGUUGGGACGUUCGGAUACAUGGCACCUGAAUAUGUUGUUCGCGGGCACUAUUCGACAAAAUCAGACGUGUUCAGCUUCGGAAUUCUGGUUUUAGAGAUCAUAACAGGAAGAAGAAACUGUGGAUCUUACAACUCCGAGCAAUCCGUUGACCUCUUAAGUCUUAUAUGGGAACACUGGACCAGCGGAACGAUCUUGGAGAUAGCUGACCCGUCCCUUGCAAGCAGAAGCAGUGUUCCCGAAGAGGAGAUACUCACGUACGUGCACAUCGGACUGAUGUGCGUUCAGGAGAGCCCUGCGGACAGGCCUACGAUGUCACGGGCGAAUGCGAUCCUUAACAGCGACACCGUCUCGCUUCAGGCCCCGUCCAAGCCGGCUUUCUGCAUCCGGGCAUGUACCGCCGGGCCGGAACCACGACACGGCGCCUCGCAAGGCCGUGGCAGGCCGGCGGUGGUUUCACCAAACGAGGUUUCGCUCACGGAGCUUGUACCGAGAUAA
Molecule: messenger RNA, 1869 nt
Organism: Triticum turgidum subsp. durum (durum wheat)
Lineage: Eukaryota; Viridiplantae; Streptophyta; Magnoliopsida; Poales; Poaceae
Source: the annotation of a GenBank genome assembly